AAAGCGCAGAGCGGCCCCUCGCCUCCAACGCGGACUUCCGGGUCAGCCCCGGCCGGCGGACCACGUGCGCUUCUCCCUCUGGCUGCGCUGCGGUCGCGGGAGGCUCCGGCCAGGCAGCCGCGGGCGCCGGGAUCAGAGGACUGCAUGGCCGAGCCGGGCCCCCCGAGCGAGCCGGAGCGCGCCCUGCGCCGCCGCCUGCCCCGCCGCCUUCCCCGUCGCCGGGGCGACAUCUACGUGAACAUGAAGACGGACUUCAGGGCGCAGCUGAGCCGCUGCCAGAAGCUGCUGGCGCCCGGCGGGGGCUGCGCCGAGCUGUGCAUCCACGGGCUGGGCCUGGCCAUCAACCGCGCCAUCAACAUCGCCCUGCAGCUGGAGGCCACGGGCGGCGGCACCCUCUGCCUGGCCGCCAACACCUCCACCGUGCAGCUGGCCGACGUCGCCGAGCCCGAGGGCGACCGGGACGAGCCGCUGGCCCGCGCCCGGCACAACUCCGCCAUCCACAUCCGCGUCCUGCGUGCCGUCCCCGAGUAGCCGGAGGGGAAGAGAAAGAGGAGGAAGGCUUGGGGACUCCCCCGCACUCUCAGUGGAGGGUCCCGAAAAGACUGGUGGAGGAGGGGGCUACUGGCUUCGGGUCUGGUCCGAGGCCCCUUUGUGUUCCCCCCAAAUAAACCCCCUGUGUACCAAUAAAGGAGAAUAUUUGUA
This is a messenger RNA of Pantherophis guttatus, 702 nucleotides long. It is a transcript of the gene POP7, whose product is annotated as POP7 ribonuclease P/MRP subunit. Lineage: Eukaryota; Metazoa; Chordata; Lepidosauria; Squamata; Colubridae. Gene Ontology annotation, molecular function: nucleic acid binding. The record is from RefSeq and is a predicted model, not a curated record. Gene Ontology annotation, cellular component: nucleolar ribonuclease P complex; ribonuclease MRP complex; nucleus. Gene Ontology annotation, biological process: tRNA 5'-leader removal.